Molecule: messenger RNA, 948 nt
Organism: Rhodotorula toruloides NP11
Lineage: Eukaryota; Fungi; Basidiomycota; Microbotryomycetes; Sporidiobolales; Sporidiobolaceae
Product: elongator complex associated protein Kti2
Exons: 5
Coding region: 1-948 (315 amino acids)
Source: RefSeq, a predicted model, not a curated record
AUGGCGAUGAUCACAGUGUGCGGCUAUCCAUGCUCAGGCAAGACCACCCGUGCACUCCAGCUCGUCUCCUUCCUCGAACACCGCUUGAACGACACCGCGACUCCCGCUCGACACCGCUCCGCCUCAAAGGUCGUCCUCAUCAACGACGAGUCGCUCGGGAUCGCAAAGGCCGCCUACGAUGACACCCGAGCAGAGAAGCCCGCGCGAGCUGCUCUCUUCAGCGCCGUACAGCGCAGCCUGGCGAAGGACACGAUCGUCGUCGUCGACGCGAUGAACUACAUCAAAGGGAGCAGGUACCAGAUGUACUGCGCGGCGAGGGAGAUCGGCGUCAGGACUUGCACGCUUUUCGUCGCCACGCCGCCAGACAAGUGCCAGGAAUGGAACACCCAGCGAGCCGACUCGUCUAGAUACGCUGAAGCGACCCUCGACAACCUCAUCUCGCGCUUUGAAGAGCCCAAUUCUGCUGCGCGGUGGGACGCACCGCUCGUCACCCUCGCUUUCGACGAUCCGGCGCUGGACAGUCGGCCCGAAUCGUCCGCAGAUGCAGAACGAGCGAUGGAGGGAAGCGAAGCAGCACAGCGGAUAUGGAGCGCGAUAACGGAGGGGGAGAUCAAGCCGCCGAAUAUUGCGACGCAGGUCGUCCACACCUCCUCCACCUCGUACCUCACAUUGCUCGACUCGGCCUCCUCCUCCGUCAUCUCCUCCCUCCUCUCCCUGCAAUCCCUCUCCCCCCUCUCCGGCCCAACCACGCUCCUCGUCCCGCUCUCCUCCUCCCCUCCCCCAAAAAUCGACCUCACCCUCCCCUCUCGACAAUUGACGCUGCCCAUGUUGCAGAGGUUGAAGAGGCAGUUUGUGCAGCUUCAUGCGAGGACGGCGGGGAGCGUCGAGUUUGGUGAGGAGGAGGUGGUGAGGAUGUUUGGGACGUAUCUGGGGGAGCAGUUGAGGUAG